UGCAGAGUUUAUUUCAUAUUAUAAAUAUUUAUAUAUAUUAUAGUGUGUAUCAGUGUUAUUACACUCAGUAGUUUGAUUACGGUCAAAGAACGAUGUAAUAAAAUUUCCUUGUGCGCGAUAUUGUAAAAACAAUAUAUUUAAAUUAAAUAUAUAAUACAUUUUUAUAUAUUUUUAUUCAUGUGAGCAAAUUCAAAGUUAUCAUAAUGGAUCGAAUACGACCGAGUUAUGUGACAGCAUUGGCGAUAGGAGUAACGGCUUUAGCAUUUACAUGGUGGCGAUGGCGGAAAAAUACAAAAUUGCCGAACAAGUGGCGUAAAGUCGGUGAAUUAAGUGACAUCUUUGUUUUCCCCGUGAAAUCAUUCGGUUACAUUAAGGAGACAGAAGUUGAAUGCACUCAAUUGGGAUGCAAAAAAGGCUGGUUACGUGAUCGUACACUGAUGGUGACACAACUAGACGGUAGAUUUAUUACUGCACGAAAAUAUCCGCAAAUGGUCCUUGUGACUCCUAGUAUAGAAGGGUCAGUUUUGACUUUGAGUGCACCUGGAAUGACUAAUAUAAGCAUUGAUCUAGCGGAAGUAAGAAACAAAAUGCUCAAAGUUGUAAUCUGGGGUCAGUCUACUCCAGCUUCUGAUUGCGGAGAUGAAGUCGCUCGUUGGAUAUCUCGAUUUCUAGUUCAAGAAGACACUGGCUUUAGACUAGUGUACUAUCCACUUGAAAAACCGUCUCGUGAUGGGAGAAAACACAAUAGGGGAUUCCCGCUGAUUGAAAAUUCACAUAUCGGCGCGUUUCCAGAUGAAACAUCUUUUUCAUUAAUGAACAAAGCUUCAGUAGAUGAUUUGAACGAUCGACUAGAAGAGCCGGUUACUGCUUUAAAUUUUCGGCUCAAUUUUCUUGUAGAAGGGGCUAAACCUCUUGAAGAAGACACUUGGAAAUGGGUUAAAAUAGGAGAUGUGAUUUUUCGUAAUAUAAGACCUUGCACUAGAUGUUUGCAUACAACUAUUGAUCCAAACGAGGGCGUCAAGCAUCCUAAAAUGGAACCAUUGGUUACUUUACGAAAAUACAGAAACGUUCAAGAUCCUGCUUUACGUCGUUUCACUGGAGACAGUCCAGUGAUGGGCAUUCAUCUGGGAUUAAAAGGACCAAGUGGCAAUGUCAAAAUUGGAGAUCCCAUUUAUGUUAAUGUCCCUGAGAAAGAUGAUCUCCAGUAAACACAUUUGUAACCAGAACCUUGGGAUUCAUUGGGUAGAAUUGUAAUAUAGUUCAUAGUUAAUGAAAUUUUUAUAUGUGAUUAUAUUUGAUUUAUUAUGUCUCAAUAUUUGAUAUUAGUUUUAUAGCUGACGUUGUUAUAUGAAGAAAAAUAUGUAGCAAUUAAUAAAUAUGAAUCCAAAUAUGAAUGUAACCAUUACAAAUUCUCAAUUUUAUGUUUCUUUAUCACUUACAUGGUAUUUUUUUUUAUCUUACACGGUUUCAUUAAAUUUAAAAAAAAAUAAAAUUGUAAAAUUAUCAUUAUCUAU
Messenger RNA from Microplitis demolitor, 1514 nucleotides. RefSeq names its product mitochondrial amidoxime-reducing component 1 (gene Marc). NCBI's taxonomy places the organism in Eukaryota, Metazoa, Arthropoda, Insecta, Hymenoptera, Braconidae. The record is from RefSeq and is a predicted model, not a curated record. The transcript has 4 exons. Bases 204 to 1208 code for a protein of 334 amino acids. Gene Ontology annotation, molecular function: catalytic activity; molybdenum ion binding; pyridoxal phosphate binding.